Messenger RNA from Spizellomyces punctatus DAOM BR117, 1518 nucleotides. RefSeq lists its product as uncharacterized. The transcript has a single exon. The coding region runs from base 239 to 1276 and encodes 345 amino acids. NCBI's taxonomy places the organism in Eukaryota, Fungi, Chytridiomycota, Chytridiomycetes, Spizellomycetales, Spizellomycetaceae. The record is from RefSeq and is a predicted model, not a curated record.
GCCGAGCUUUCAUUGCCCUCGAUUCCGUCCUAUUUUUAGAUUUUUAUGCUUAUGUUUAGAUUAUGCUUUGCUGUCUCCCAUUGUCUUGUAGCUCUGGUGUGUGAUGAGAUGUUUAGAGUUGUUUUGCUGUGGGGCAAUGCCCCAUAGAUAAUGCAGGAGACAUUAAAAGGAGGAAUCAGACAGUCGAGCGAGAACUUCAUAAGCACCUCCGUUUGCUACAUUCUAUUAUACACUCAUCAUGGCUGCCGAACUGCCCGACAAUGUACCACCUCCGCCACGCAGUCUAGAGAUUAUCAUGGUGUGCAUAUCGGCGGUCGCGGUGCUGGUUGCAACCUGGAACCUCUUUCUGCCUUUGCAACCUUUCCUACGUCGAACGCAAACCACGAAAACCUACUUUGAUUAUGUAUAUUUAUUUUGUAUUGUGGGAAUAUGGCUCUAUUCCCUGUUCACCGUGGCUGUUUGUUUUAUGAUGGAUGAGGAGGGAAUGCGCACGCAUUGGAUUGUUAUGGUGUUUUACGAUUGGUCAUGGUACCUUUCAUCAGUGUUCUAUAUCUGGUUUAUCCUACGAAGAUUCCAACUGGUGUGGGCGGCAAUCCAGAGAGUGGAAACGUCCUUGACUGCACAGAAAUGGUGGAUCAGGAAUAUGGAAUGGCUUCCUGUGGGUAUAUGGUUUUGCACAGGGUUCCUCGUUGCAACAUCGAACACUAUUGCGGCUUUCUUUGCCCCACACGUACCGAACUGGUUGGCAACCUACAGGGACUCUAAAGGCGUUGUCUUGUCCUUCAGUUGGCAUUCUUGUGCUCAGGCGAUCGAUUUGGGUGUGUCCAUCUACUUGUUCCGAACACUGAACAAGGUAGCCGGAGGAAUCAAGCAAGACAUUCGGGGCAGAAUUCCUAAGACGGAUGCUGAUCUUGAAAUUAGUAUGGGCACCUCCGCUAGCAUGGGGCCAUCUACAACACUAGACUCUACGAGAAAGCAGUUCAGUCAGACGCCUUCCAAGGAGCCAUUGGCGCCCUCAAAGGGAUCAUCCCAAGAAGUGCUUGCCUUAUUACGGACGACUGGCAAGGGCAUGUUCAUUGCGGCCUUUCUCAGUCUGGGCGGAUCAUUAGUACACAUAUUAACCGAAUUUCUCCUUAACGACCCAAACAACAUCUAUUCGUAUCCGUAUCGAAUUAUAAGGCACUUUACGUGGACAGUCCCCGUAUAUCACGCCACGUUCUCGUGGAUGUACAUUCGAGCAGUGCGCGAGUUGAUGUCAAAGAUACAACGACGAUAGUUUUAAAUAGUGAGGAAUAGAACGAUAGAUGUAUGGGUCGCUUUCUGGAUUUCUUAAGAAAUUUUUCCCUCGUCGCCCCAGUUCUAUCGCCAGCAUUGUGAGUUUCAAGAGGCGGCAAUGGGUUGUGUAUAGGCAAUACAGCAUACGCACGGAAUCGUUAAUAGGACCUGGCUGCAUCAAAUCCGCAUUCGCAUUAGCAAGAAGAAUACAUUAAAUGUUUGGCUUGGUCUACACAUGAGGCC